Zasmidium cellare ATCC 36951 is the source of this 360-nucleotide messenger RNA. RefSeq lists its product as uncharacterized. The transcript has 3 exons. Bases 1 to 360 code for a protein of 119 amino acids. Lineage: Eukaryota; Fungi; Ascomycota; Dothideomycetes; Mycosphaerellales; Mycosphaerellaceae. The record is from RefSeq and is a predicted model, not a curated record.
AUGCAUUUCCAAGCCUUCCUCCUCACCACCCUCAUUGGCCUCGCAGCCAGCGCAAACAUCGGUCGCCGCGCCACGACAUGCUUUGACGAUGGCGACUACUUCUUCGCCGGCGGCAAGUGCGUGAAGGCAUCGGGCCAGAUCACUGGAACCUGCAGCGGAUCUACCACCACCACCGCCACGGCCACUGCUACCACCUCAGCACCAGCUGCUUCUGCGACUGGAGCGACUUGUUUCGACGAUGGUGACUGCAUCUUGUCUGGAGGACACUGUGUCAAGUCCGGUACAGGCCUUGAUGCAAGUGCUCGAAGUAGGGUCCUGAAGGACACCAAUCAUCAUGAAACGCUAUGUGACAAUGAGUGA